This is a messenger RNA of Onychostruthus taczanowskii (white-rumped snowfinch), 5299 nucleotides long. It is a transcript of the gene ARHGAP1, whose product is annotated as Rho GTPase activating protein 1. Gene Ontology annotation, molecular function: GTPase activator activity. Gene Ontology annotation, biological process: small GTPase-mediated signal transduction; negative regulation of endocytic recycling. Gene Ontology annotation, cellular component: cytoplasm. NCBI's taxonomy places the organism in Eukaryota, Metazoa, Chordata, Aves, Passeriformes, Passeridae. The coding region runs from base 376 to 1689 and encodes 437 amino acids. The transcript is spliced from 12 exons. The record is from RefSeq and is a predicted model, not a curated record.
UUCUGCGGAGUCCUGGUGCUGCUUCUGUUUCAGGAGAGAAAAACUAUUCUGCCCAGAGAACCAGAGCUCUGGGCAAGCAGAGACUCCUUGAGAGGGUUGGUACAGCUCUUGAUGGCCUUUGAUAGCAAUUGCCAUGAAAGAAUCUGACAUGUUGAGCCUCUGGCGAGGAGGAGGAGGAGGAGGAAUUUCUGCUUGUAUUAAGGGGGAGGGGACACAGUCUCUGGAUAAGUAAGGAUAAGGGAGUAUUGGGGGAAGAUCAGUGAGAAGAGGAAGUGUGUCUGUAGGGAGGUAGAUUUGUGAUCUCUGUGUCUCACCUAACAAUCUCUGCAGUCUGUGUUUUAGACACAGCGAAAUAAGCUGCGGUAUUUGGGGACCAUGGCUACAGACCCACUCUCGGAGCUUCAGGAUGACCUGAACUUGGAUGAUACCAACCAGUCCCUCAGCCAGCUCAAACUGACCUCCAUAGAUGAUAAGAACUGGCCAUCAGAUGAAGUCCCUGCUUUUCCCAAAUCAGAUGACUCCAAAGGCUCCCCUGAGCCUGUCACUCACCUGCAGUGGGAUGAUCCCUACUAUGAUAUCGCCAGGCACCACAUUGUGGAAGUAGCAGGUGAUGACAAAUAUGGAAGAAAAGUAAUUUUGUUCAGUGCCUGCAGGAUGCCCCCAAGUCAUCAACUAGAUCACGUGAAACUGCUGGGGUACCUGAAAUUCACACUGGACCAGUACGUGGAGAGUGACUACACUCUGGUGUACCUGCACCAUGGCCUGACCAGUGAGAACAAGCCAUCCCUGAGCUGGUUGCGGGAUGCCUACAGGGAAUUUGAUCGCAAGUACAAGAAAAACAUCAAAGCCUUGUAUAUUGUGCACCCAACCAUGUUCAUCAAGACCCUCCUGAUACUCUUCAAGCCUCUGAUCAGCUUUAAAUUUGGACGAAAGAUUUUUUAUGUGAAUUACCUUAGUGAGCUGGAGGAGUAUGUGAAGCUGGAACAGUUGGGGAUCCCAAGCCAAGUACUAAAGUAUGAUGAAUACCUGAGAUCCCUGCAGAAACCUUUGCAAGUGCCCCAGAAGCCAACACCCCCACGCCCACCACUGCCAAACCAGCAGUUUGGAGUCUCCCUACAGCAUCUCAGGGAGAAGAGCCCUGAUCAGUCUCCUGUUCCUCUGGUGGUCAGAGACACCAUUGCUCACUUGCGGGAGCAUGCUCUUGAUACAGAGGGCAUUUUCCGGAGAUCAGCAAAUACACAGGUUGUCAAAGAGGUCCAGCAAAAAUACAAUAUGGGUGUACCUGUAGAUUUCCAGGAGUAUGAAGAUGUCCACCUCCCUGCUGUGAUUCUCAAGACCUUCUUGAGGGAGCUACCUGAGCCCCUCCUCACUUUUGGCCUCUACAGCCAUGUUGUCAGCUUCCAGAGUGUGGAGGAGGUGAAACGUGUGGAAGUUGUUCGCAAAACCCUCCAGGAUUUGCCGGAAGAAAACUACCAAGUGCUCCGUUUACUGACAGCCUUUCUGGUGCAGGUCUCUGCUCACAGCGACAGAAACAAGAUGACAAACACCAACCUGGCAGUUGUGUUUGGCCCAAAUUUGCUCUGGGCCAAAGAUGUGGCCAUCACUCUAAAAGCCAUCAAUCCCAUCAAUACCUUUACCAAAUUCCUGCUGGACCACCAGAAGGAGCUGUUUGAGGCUGCGGAGGCCUGAAUCCAGGCCAGCCCACACCUGCACACUGUGCCCACCUUUCCCCUUCUUUGUCUUGGAGCUGUGACCAAGCUGUCUCCAGUACAAAGGGACCACUGAUCUUCUGGGUGAUGAGCAGAGUGAGGGCUGUGGAGAUGAUGGUGAAAGUGUGCAAGUAAGUGAGCAGGAGACCUGCAGCUCUGGAUGGGCAGGGGAGCUGGUCUCCCAGCUGCUGAGACCGGAGUCCUAACCCACCUGCGCAGCUCCUCCAGUGCUCAUCACCAGUCUUCUGCCCUCUCAGAUGACCUGCCUUCUUUUCCUCCUUCCCUUAUGUGCAGUUUUUCUGCCCUCCUGGUCCCUUCCUCAGCUCAGAUCUUUUUGUUCAAGCUCCCAAUAGCCCGAGCUCACCCCUCCUUGCCUCAGCUGGGCUGUUUGGGCUAGGGUGGGGUUGCUGGGUUUUAUGAUGAAGACAUUCUUACUGUGAGUGCCAUUUCUCAGCACUGAGCAUGCAUCCUGCCUUUCCCCAGAGACACCUAAAGCAGGGAAGGGAGCAGCAGGAGCCCUUGUGCUUCAGGUAGCAGCAUGUCCUGCACUUGCAAACACCACUCUAGACCCGCUGCUUUUGGCAGGCAGGUGAAGGACAGGCUCAUGGCAAUGGGCUGUCAGACUCCAUAACAAUGAAGGUGAGUUUAGCCCAAAGCCCAGCCCCUCUGGGGUCACCCACUCCAGGUACUAUUGAGUAUUUGCUGGACUGCAGUGGGUGACUUGCCUCUGUAGUUAUCCAGCUCAGGUGUGUUUGUCCCUCCAGCAGCACUUCCAGCCUGGCUGGGAAGGUUCAUGCCAGGCUUGGCUGUGCAUACAGGCCAGCUGUGACCCUUUGACAGCUGGUGAGUCUGAAUGGCAGGAGCAAGUGCCCUGGUGGCACUGAGCUGCUGAAUACCAUGAGGAUCACCAUCUGUCCUGGCAGCAGCACGAGGCCUCUUCUGGCACAAUUAUCUGUGCUGACUGGCACAGGCCGCCUUGACUAGUUAGUUGUCUUUUUGAGCACAACUUUUCCCAGCACAGUGUAACAGAGAGCAUGGCCUUGAUGGAAGGUCUGUGGACUGGGGCUAACCCUCACCAUGGAAUGUACCAGGCCUGGAUUACAAAUUUCUGCCCAGGUGCUGAGCACUUGUGCCAAAGCUGUGAGGGAACAGCUCUUCCAUGCCAAGGGCCUUUGCUGUGUCUCCUCCUGGGUUCAUACUUUCCACCCUGGGAUCUGGUCAGAGACAUCCUGUAUGCCCUGGGCACAGCUGGAGAGAUCAUGUUCUCUGCAAGGCAAGCUCAGAGUGGGGUGGUCCUGGCACCUCCCUGGGGCAGCUGUGAUACUGUCACAGCAUCUCUGUUGGGUUUGCAUUGCCUCAUUCCCAUUACCUGAGCUAAAAGAGAUCCUUCUCCUCAGCCUGGGCCUGUCUGUGUUUUAGGAGGGAGCUUCUAGCCUUACUUCACUGGUGUGAUUUACCUUUGUAUCUUGUGCCCUGUGUGCCUGGGCCAGACCUCCGUGCUGCAUCUGGCCUCAGGGACAAAUCUUUUGGACCAAGCAGAACUGUUUUUUUAAAGCUACUGGAUGCUAAAGAGAAACUGCUUUUUCAUAAUAUUUUAGCCUGCCUUUAAACACUGACCAAGGGUCAGUGCCCCUGGUGUACUCAAAGUAAGUGGCACCUGCUGCAGGAAUUAAGGAGAUUGCUCUUUUUGCUAAACUCUGGAAUGGGGAUGGGUGCAAAUGUAGGCAGCUCUGCAAGGCAGUGCAGGUCCAGGCAGCUGCCUUGGAGGAGGUACACCAACAUGUGGGUGGGAACAGUGCGCAGGAAAGUGAAUAUUACUAAGACUUUGAGCUAGAGAGGUUCUAAGAUAGGACUGGAUCUGAUCCUUUCUAGAUACCAGGAGACUUUGCCAUAUGGAGGCUACCAGGCUGCUGACUUCUUCAAGUUUCCCUCUUCCAAGAAUAGGAGCCUUCUCUGUUUGGCCAGGAUAUGAAUUGUUUAAUCCUGAACAAUUCACAGCAGUAGCUAAGUAAAUGUUUUGGAGGGAGAGAUAAUCUGCUCCUAAUUUCACUUGUGGUCUCUUCUAGAGUGAGUUAGCAGGGCUGAUGUGCUGUGGAGGAGUAAUCUGUGGUGGACUAGUGUGGAGAGAGGUGUACUUCCCCCAGUGUUUAAGGGGCCAGGCCAUGGAGGCUGAGGGAGCCCAGUGCAGCCCCUCUUUCCCUGUAGGCAUCCUGCUCUGUGGAGGCUUUGGUAGGGGGAGAAGAAGACUUGGUUCUCUGACUGUAUCUGCAGCUGACACUGGCUUCACCUUCAUCUCUGUAGAGGAAAGGCAAGCCCAGUUAACUUCUGGAACAAAUGCCCAAGCUCAGCAGCCUGGAAUUCAAGUGCCUGUGUGCAUGAGGCCUGGCCCUAUGCACUCUCUGGGGAAGGUGGCAUGUUCUGGCCUUGCAGAGCAGCAAGGACUGUUCCCUGCCCAGUAGCCAGAGGAGCAGUGCUGGAGUAGCUCCUGUCCAUGGGGAAAGUGGAGGGAAUACUGCAAGCAUCUGAGUUCUGGCUGAACUUUGGUGGUUUAUUUUAGGGUUUUUUUGGGAUUUAGGUUGGUUUUUUGGGUUUUUUUUGGUUUGUUUUUUUUAGUGAAUUCUUGAAAUGACGUUUCCUUUUUUAGCAAAAUAGAGGUUGGUUCAUCCCCUGCUGGCAGGGAUAAAAACCUGCUCCAGUUCAGUGCUUGCAGGGAGCAGAUUUGGAGAGUGUUCAGGGAACUACUACUGCUCAUGGUGGGAAAGUGCUUGCAAAUCCUGGAAGGGACCCACUGUAAAUAUCCCCUUUCCUCUGCUACUCCUUGUGCUGGAGCUGCUGAGGGCCCUGGAGCAGGCACAGUAACCAGGGUUGCUUUUGCAGUCUGUUCCUCUGAAUGCCUUGUAUUGAAAUAUUCCUCCUGUGAAAGAACUGGCCCGGGCCUGCCUGCAGCCUGUGUCAGGUGGGUGGUUGCCAGAGCCUGCACCUGCCAAAGCCAGGGGGUUAAAUUCCCUCCUCACAUGGGCAAGGUGCUGGCUGGGCUGGGUUUCUCUGCCUUGUAUAGGUCGGGGGUGGUAUACAGUUAAGGUGCUGGUCUCUGUUGGUUUUCUCCUUGCUAUAGAGCUGCCCAAGGGUCUCUUCCCUGGCUUACCUGUCAGGUUAGCUAUUAGCCAUUUCUUCCUGUGGGGGUACUUGUUCUGCAUCAACCUCCUGCUUUUAGCACCUAGAACAUUCCCCUCUGCUAAGCCUCCUGCUGUCUUUAAUGGCCUCUGAUCACUCCCUGGCCCAAGCUGUGAACUGACACCAGAGCUUCUGGGUGGUGCAGGGGGUCUGGGGCCAUCCAGAUGUCUUGUGUGCUAACAUGAGAGAGCUGAGGGCCAGAUUGGUCCCAGCUUCCUUUUUUAUGCACAGGGGCUCCUGUGCAAAAAUUUCGGCUUUGCUUUUGUUGCUGGUGUUCCCUGCCUUCUUCUUUGUUGUUGUUCAUCAGGUGCAGGCCUGGGUUUUCACAGUUCACACUGUUUAUUUUCUUUUAAUCUGCACCAAUCUUGUAUUUCACAGUUUGCACUUUUUGUAUUUCAAUAAAAAUCAAAAUGUAA